Molecule: messenger RNA, 1618 nt
Organism: Larimichthys crocea (large yellow croaker)
Lineage: Eukaryota; Metazoa; Chordata; Actinopteri; Sciaenidae
Gene: nrl
Product: neural retina leucine zipper
Exons: 5
Coding region: 329-1618 (429 amino acids)
Biological process (GO): regulation of transcription by RNA polymerase II
Cellular component (GO): nucleus
Molecular function (GO): DNA-binding transcription factor activity, RNA polymerase II-specific; RNA polymerase II cis-regulatory region sequence-specific DNA binding
Source: RefSeq, a predicted model, not a curated record
CACACUCUGUUUCCUCUGUGUCUCUCUCCAAACGUGUCAGUCAAGCCAGUCAGUUGAUUAUUUGUGUGUGUGUGUGUGUGGUGGUUGGUUUGGGGGAUGUUGAAAAGAGCUCGAUACCAUCCUUCAUCUCUAUGACAGACGGACAAGAGAAACAGAGACAAGGACACAGGGACGUACGAGGAAACUCACCAACCGGUUGACUUCCUGACACCACCACUGCUGCUGUCUAUGAGCUGCACUGAGGCAGAGGAGUGGACUUCCCAACAAUCUUGACAAACCCUGUUAAACUCCAGCAGCAGCAGCAUCAGAGGCAGCAGCAGCAGCAGACAUGUCCUCUCCUUCCCUACCCAUGCCUUCUCUACCCCCCAGCCCCUUAGCCAUGGAGUAUCUAAAUGACUUUGACCUCCUCAAGUUUGAGGUGAAACCAGACACUCCUCCACUCCCUCCUCCAUGUUCGUAUCCCAAAUCUGGCCUUCCCCACGACCCCUCCAGCUCUCCGUACACCAGCCACCCUCCGCAGGACUCCAGUUUGAGCUCCAGCCCUUACAACUCUCUGCCACCCUCGCCAACGCUCAGCGACGCCCACCCGCCGCCUUCGGGCUCAUCCUCCCUGUCUUCGUCAUCCUCUUCCAUCUCCUUCCCUCUCUCCAUCUCCAACAGCUUCACCUCUGGCAUCAGCUCCGGCUCUCAGGGCAACGUGGAAAGCAGCCCGGCCCACGGAGGGCCUCAGGGUCCAACCCCGGCCUCCCUGGAGGACCUGAUAUGGUUGGCGGCACUGCAGCAACAGUUUGGUGGUGAGGUGACGGGGCCUGCCACUUUGUUGGGAGCGUUGGGAGGAGUACCAGAGAGAGGGGACAGAGAAAGGAGUCCGGGUAAUGGCUUUUUGGGGUGUGAGGAUGCUGUGGAGGCUUUACUGAAUUCAGCUGCUGCAGCUGUCAGCUCACAGUUCCCAGGUCUUUCUCAGAGUUCGAGCAGCAACCUGGGAGACUCCAGCAGCGACAGCGGCGGUGACAUCUCCUGCGGCAAAGCGACAGACAUGUGCCAUCGCCCGCUCGUCUUCCUCUCAUCCGCUCCUCCGUCGCUCUCAAACGCUGCCCAGGCCUCAGCUCCUUACCCUCAACCCCUCAGCCCCCAGGCCCGCCUUCAUCACCACCAGCAUCACCAUCAUCACCCACAUCACCCCAUGCAUGGCGGCCAUCACCAUCACCACCACCCACAAAUGAAUCAGGUACACGGGUGCGGGGUGAACGAGCGUUUCUCCGACGAGCAGCUGGUGAGCUUGUCGGUGCGAGAGUUGAACCGACACCUGCGCGGAGUGAGUAAGGAUGAAGUGGUGCGCUUGAAGCAGAAGCGGCGCACGCUAAAGAACCGGGGAUACGCGCAGUCCUGCCGCUACAAGCGCCUACAGCACCGCCACGCACUGGAGUCAGAGAAACAUGUGCUCACGCAACAGUUGGAGCAGCUACAAUGUGAGCUGACUCGAGUGCUGAGGGAGCGGGACGCCUACAAGGCUCGCUACGAGAAGCUCCUGAGCACGAACCACGGCAUUGGCGGCGGCGAUGCCCCACCGACCCGCACCAGCAACCCACCUUCCCCGCCCCCUGACUACUUCCUCUGA